AUGUCAGGACAUCACUUACUAAACGCUUCUGGUGUAUUUUCCGCUGCAGGCCCAGACAGGGCGACAACAAAUAUCAAAAUCUGCGAGCUCAAAGCGGGCAGAACUUUACUCAAACACACUUCACCAGAGAUUCCAAAAUUCCAGUACAACCCUUUUGAUCUUGAGGAGAAUCCCUCUGUGUUGAUCCAUGAAACCAAGCAGCUGAAAGUCUCACUCGUGCUCGACUCAGACACUUUUUACUUCCAAAACAUGGAUACAGAGUCACUAUUAAAAGUGUCAUGCAAUGACGGCAACACCACUCCCAAACGACAACGGUCUUCCACUAAUCUUGUAUGCGGGACACUGCGAUUGACGGUCAAAGGUCUCAAAGAGGUGCCACUGAAGAACGUUCAGGUACGACUCAGCGGAUAUUCGCAUGAGUGUGGGUACGAAAUACAAGAUAACGUAGUAAGGAUUGUCAAUCGAUCCGAAUCAAGCACUGGUCCGUCAUUUAAAAUUCCCUUCAUACAGGACGUGGUAGUAUUCAAUACUCAUGAACACAAUCAUGGCGAUCACUUAGAAAUUCUUCCUCCAGGUUCGUAUGAAUAUCGAUUCGAAUUUCCACUCGAACCAGGUUUGUUUCCAGGAUCUUUAAAGUCUCAUCGCGGCUCAGUAAGUUAUAGAGUUGAGUCUUUCAUCACCGUUUUGAGACCCAAAUCCAAGUUCGAAACCAUACUUCUGAGCUCAAUUGUUUCACUCAAAAACACUGUUCCCAUUGAUCGCUACGCGCUCUUACAAACACACUCUGCAUUUGGACGUUGGAGGAACGGAUUAGUUGAGUAUGAUAUAUUUCUAGGCUCACGUCUUUUGAAAGCCAGUGCUUCUUUUCAGGUGUCGAUAGACUUAAGCCGAAGACUCGAUAUCUGCGCAAUUGAUUCCGUGUGUGUGAGUCUCCACCAGACCAUGACUAUUCCAUGCUAUGAUCGCGAAAGCAGAAGAACGAAUGGGGAGUGUUAUGAUGAAUCGACUUCUUGGUGUCUGCGAGAGCACCCGGUCAGUGAAGACAAUCAAACAUUUUUCAACUUAGUCUUCAAUGACUUGACUAUACCACCAUUUUCGAAAAAGGCUUAUAGCGACAAAAGAUUCUUUCCAUCGUACAUUGAAUUUGGAUCUUGUUUACUUGGAACCGACGAGAACACGAUUAAGCUCAAAAUCUCACACACCAUCAAUAUCACAAUUCGGGCAAGGAUAAAGCUUGGGAAAGGCUCGAGUAGCUCAGAGUGCUACCAAAUAAAACUCAAAUUUCCUGUCAUAAUUGCGGAGCACGACUCUAAUUUCUACACUGAUCUGCCGAGAUAUCAGUCCCGAGUGGAAUCUGCUGCUGCUGCUGCUCCUCAACGCAACCUCAGUGUACUCACACCACCCAAGUAUAGCGAAACAAUUGAUGAAAUGCAAACUUCUUGA
Messenger RNA from Lachancea sp. 'fantastica', 1443 nucleotides. The record is from the annotation of a GenBank genome assembly. Lineage: Eukaryota; Fungi; Ascomycota; Saccharomycetes; Saccharomycetales; Saccharomycetaceae.